UUUUGUCUGCUUGUGCGUCGCUGUGCAUUUUUCUUCAGUUUUUCCUUGUUAAAUGUGAAUGUUUCGUUGUGAUUUUGUAUUCAAUUCCACGGGGACACAAUGAGUGAUCGCCAGGAGAAGAUUGAGGUUGGCAGGGAGAAGUUGGCAUCGUUCACCAGACGAAAGAAUCGCAAGAAAAGCAACACAAACUCCUCCUCAGAUCACUCUGGUGAGGAGUCAUCGCGAGAGAUGUCGCACAAUUCCCUGGAAGCGUCCAGGAGUGACAGUGAAGUUGCCGCGGUGGGAAAAGUGAGUGAUUCAGGAGCGCCGUCGUUGCCAAUUGAGGAGGAUAUUGAGGAGGUGCUGUCAGGCAGUGGCUCUGAACAUCCUGAGGAUGCAAUGGACAUUCGUAGGCGACAGUUGUUCGACUUGGAAGCUCCGGGACCAUCGAGAUUUGCCGUGGAUGAGGAGAAAUUGGACGAUUUGCUGUCUGGUGGGAAAAUUGCGCAGCAUUUUCGUGCAGAAAGUGGAUUGGAUUCCCUCGAUGAGGCACUGAAGGAUCUGGAUUCGUUGUCUGAGCGACAAGAGGAUGAUGUCAUACUGCUGAAUGAUCAGAAAGUGAGUCUGAAGGAUUUGCGAGAGCGUCAGGCAGUUUCUGAUGACAGUGUUGAAGAGGAUAAAUCUGUGGAGGAAAUUGUUGUGACUCAUGACUCAAUUGAAGUGAGUGUUCAGGAGGAUCCGCUGGACUCUCUGGAUGGGGAACAUGUGGAAAAUCCACAGGAAGACGUGGAGAAGUUCCGUGAGAAGGUCAUGGAAGUUGUGACGAGUCAAAAGGAGACUUCAGCUGAUAACUCUCCGAAGGGGGAUCAGGAAAUUCUUGUGAAACCCAUGGAAAGGUGUUUGGAGUACAACAAGGAAGUGUUGGAGGAUAUUUCUGAGGAAUCAGAGCACGCUCUCGAGAGUAUAGAGUCAAUUGAGAAGCUGAAGGUUUACACUGUGAAUCGGAGUCAUGAGAAUGAGCUGAGAAAGACCAUUUCCAGCAAUUCCUUCUUCAGUCAGUCCCACAGUGCCACAACGCCGGACCUCAGAUCCUUGCCGGUGAGUCAGAAGAGUGAGGAGAGUGCGUCUCCGCGCGAGGAAUCACCAGCAAGUCUCGAGCGGCGGGCCAAGGACAUCUGGGAGAAUGGCAGAGAGCUUCCGAUCUCGGCCAUAAUUUCGCGCAGAGAUUCACUGAGGGAGUGUCCAGUAUCUGAGCGGGAUUCAGCGAGUCUGGUGACAAAUUCCACCGAGUACAGGACACUUCAGGAGGAGUACUUGCAGAGGCUGCAGACUCUGGACAUUCAGCACGUCAUUGCUGAGCGCGAUAAGAUGAUUGAGAAUCUCACCACGUCGCUGCAGCAGUCAACGGAGGCGCGUGAGGAUUUGCAGUCGCAGAGUGAUCGUCUUGUGGUGGAGGUGAAUCAGUUGAGGAAGCAAUUGGCCGAGACUGCUGAACUGCUGCAGCGUUCUAGUCGUCCGCGUGAGGAUAGUCAGCGUCUGUCUGAGAUCUCCAUUGAUCUUGUCAGUGAAACCGAUGAGGAGAGUGAGAAGAAUUUCCCAGACGAUCAAUCGAAUCGCGAGAGUCGCGAGCGACAGAUGGAUGAGGUGCGUGAGCAAGUGAGUCUGGGUGUUUCCAAGCAGAUUGAGCAAUUCCAGAAGUAUCUCACGCCCGAGGAGUUGAGAAUCUUCUUCAUGGUGCAGAAGAAGUUCGAUGACUUCUUGUCGCAGGAGAUUGAGAAGGUGCGAAUGCGUCAUGAGGCGGAGAUUAAGGUGUUGGCAGAUCGUCUGGAGGCGGAGAAGAAUGACAAGGAUGUGGAGAUGACACAGUUGAGGCAGUACUUUGAGAGAAAGUGCUCGGAUCUGGAGAAGCAGUAUUCCGAGGAGAUAUUUUCGCAGCACAGCCAGAGGCACACAGAUGACACGAACUCUGACUUGUCAGAUCAGGAUGUUCUGCCGACAGAGCCACAGUCACUCAAUAAAUUCAAGGAGGAUCUCUACUCUAGUCCCACACACAGGAAAAUCACACCGACAAGCAUCAGUGGUUCGCCCAGGAAGUCUCCGGACGUGGCAGAGCCGCCGCUGACCAGUCUUCGGACUCACUAUGAGCGUAAAAUGGCCAAAAUGCAGGAGAUUCACAGUGAAACAGUGCGAAUUCUUCGCGAUAAGCUGAAGCGCUUCGAGGCAAAGUACGCGGAAGAUGAAUUUAUGACUAACGAUGACACUAACAAUGAUGGCAAUGAGGUGACAGUGAUCAUGGCUGAGUACGAUCGAAGGCUCAAGGAGCAAGUCAAUCUUGCCAGGCAGGACAUUCUCGAGGAAUUGGAUAAGCACAUUCAAGCUCUCCUGUCAGAAUCUUCAUCUGUGGACAGUCACUGGCCGCCAGAGUUGAUUUUGUUGCGUGAAAAAUUCACAGCACAGAACAAAUUGGAGAUCACACAGUUGCAGAUCAAGCAUGAGGAGGAGAUGUCACGAUUGAAGACGGAUUAUGAGCGACAGCUGAAUAGGAAGCAGAAGCGCAACUUUGCCUAUGAUUCCAAUAGAGAUUUGGAGGACAUUGUCACGGAGCGUGAUAAUUACAGAGAAUUGAGUGGAACGCUGAGGAAUCUUCUGGUGGGAUUGAGCAAGUAUUGUGUGGUGUAUGAGGAGGAUCUCAGCAAGUCCUUCGUGGAGCAGUUGGAGAAUGUGGGUGUAAAUGUGUUGGAUGAGACAAUUCAGUCGACAGAUGGAGAACAAGAUUCACUCAGUGGUUCCAAGAGAGCUAAAUUCACACCAGACGUCAGUGGAAUUCUCAAUCUGGUGGAAGAUCCCAAGUUGGUGAAGUUCAUCAGUAAUGCCAGAGAUGUGGAGGAUGCCAAUCCCUUCAAUCUGGAUGACUUCUUGGAGUCCUUGAACACUGAGGUGGAGUAUUUGCUGAAGUUGUCUGAAGAUCUGUCCAAGAGUCGCGAUGGUGUGUUGGGAAAGGAGAAGGAUGACAGCUGUGAGGAGGAGGAUGGCCUGAAGAGUGGUGUGAGGAGGCAAAAGAUCACCAAAACCUCCUCUCUAGUGGAACAUCUUGCCAAUGGAGAGCACAGAGAUGUCGCUGAGACUCACAGUUUACCUAUUUUUGGGCCCAUCGAUGCCAUGAGAGCGGGUGAGAUUAGCAUUCAGCUGCACGAGCUGAAGAAUCGCCUGGUGAAGUCGGAGGAGGAGCGCAAGAGUCUCGUUGCGGAGCUCGCGGAAGUUGUCAGUCGUCAUGAUAGUUUAGUGCAAGAGUUGAGCGCAGCGAAAGAUCACGUGGCAGUCCUGGAGGGACGACGGGAGACUGUGAGUGAAGGAUUUGGAUCAAAUACCAAUUCACCGAUCCAUCAAAAUGCUAGGUCAAUUUUGUCUUUUGCGGAACUGCAGGAAAAGGCGAAGCAAUUGCUCAACAAUUCAGCCAAUGUGUCAAUUGGAGACAAUUCCUCUGUGGUUUUCCAACUCAUUGAGGACUUCUGUCGCGAAGGUGAUCGUCAGCAGGAGGAGAAGAAGCGCGAUCGCGAUGAUUUGCAAGCUCAGCAGUCACAUGGCACGAUGGUAUUGACACGAAAGGAUGUGGUGUUGAUUGAUAAGAUCAAUGCGGCGGACAAACAAUUGAGGGCAACCAGGCAAUUUCUGGAGGAACAGGCGGCAGAGAGAGAAGUGGAGCGCGAUGAGUUCACGAGGGAGAUUGAAAGGCUCACGGGACAGUUGAAGGAGCGCGAUAAGGAGCGAUCAUCGCAUGAUCGUCUCGUGAAGGAGGUGGAAUCUUUAGAGAGUCAAUUGCGUGAACUCGCCGGAUCGCUGUCUGAGUGUGAAGAGAAGAAGCUGAAGGUUGAGAGUGACUACAAAUUGGCCAUGGAGAAGGUUCUUGAGCACAGAGAGACAAUUGCAGAUCUGGAGAUGCAACUGGAGGCCAAAGGAGUGCACGAGCGUGUGACUGAUGAGACUGUGAAGCAGCUGAAGAUUCUCGUGGCCACGCAGACCAGUGCUGCGGAGUCCUUGAAGCUCGAGAUGGAGAGUUUGCGGGAUGAAGUGGAUGGAAAGCAGGAGUUGGAGGAGCAAAUGCGUGACUUGAAGGCCAGUCAGGAGCAGAAUGUCACACUGGAGCAUCUUGCUAAUCAAUUGAGAGACAUUGAGGCGACUUUGGAGCGCAAGACGCGCACUCUUGAGGGUCUUCAUGCGUGUAUUGCCUCGGAAUCGUGCAGCAGUCCAUCGGAGGAUGUGUCAAUUCGCGGACAGGCGACAGCUGUAGUGUCUGAGGAUGUUUCACCGCGAUCAACAGCCUCUCUUUUGCCUGUGGAUGAGGUGCAGAGAAUUCUGGAGAAGCUGGCGAAGCACAGUCGCGCCGAAGAGGCGGCCAUCAAGAGAAUUCACGACCUGGAGAUGCAGAUAAAUGGUGUGAGAGCAAAUUUUGCAGAACUGCAGCACGAACGUGAUGCUCUGCAAGAGCGAAUGUCUGAGCAAUUGGUGAGGAUAUCAUCGCUGCAGUCGAGAUUGGAUGAGCAGAGGCAUCGUGCUGAGGAGAUUCAUCGUCAGGGAACGUCAGAUCUCAAUAUUCGUGUGCAUGAUCUUCAGACGGACGUCACGAGUCUGAAGGAAACUCUUCUGUUGCGUGAUAAGCAAAUUGCCACACUGAAAAGUCACCUGGAGCAGAGUCGUGAGGUGAUUGAGCGCCAAGAGGUGGAAUUGACGAAGAAUUCCACCUCUGUAAAUGAUGUGAAUCGUAUUGAGAAACUCGAGAAGGAGCUUCAGGAGAGAGUCCAGGAAAAUCUACAGCUGAAGGAGAGAAUCAAGAAUGAGAUGGUGAAUGAAUUGGCUUUGCCUGAUCUCAUGGAAACACUGCUGGCGGAUAAGAAUGAAGAGAUUGAUCAGUUGAAGGAGUUGCUGGAGGAGAAGGAGAAGCAAUUGAUGGAAUUGCUGAAGAGUCAUGAGAAGAUUGUGAAAAAUGCCUCUGUUGAGGAUGACGAGGAGGCGGCUAAGUUAAGUGGACGCACAUUGAGUGAUGUGAUGUCCAUUACGGAUGAUGAGAAGCCAGAGAUUGCCAGAAAAUCUGUGGAUCCGAGUGUUUUUAACUUCUCUGUGCCGAAAUUCUUCCAAGAUUCCAGUCAGAAGAGGAGUUUACCAGAAUUUUCUAGUGGUUUGAUGGGAAAAUCGAGUGACAGGGGUUUUGCGAAUUCCUUCCAUGAGUUCACAAUGGUGGGCAAGUGUGAAACAAGUCCGGGAGUGCCAAUUGUACCGCGACAGAUCAAUUUCUCACUCAUGGACAGUGUAAAUUCGGCAGAGAGAAAGACUGGAGAGACAUUCAAUUUCCCAGAGGUUCAAAAUCAACCCAAAAAGGAUGAAAUUACAGGACUCAGAGUGGAAUUGGUGGCAAAGACGAAGCUUUACGAGGCAUUGAUGGUGGAGAAGGAUAAACUUCUGAGGGAAUUGGAUGAGAUGCGCCUUCGUGUGAGUGCAAUGGAGAGUUUGGAGGAGAAUUUGAGGCGUUGUCAGGCAGAUUAUGACGUGUUGAUUGAGAAAUCCUCGCGACUGGAGAGUGAUGUUCAGGUGAAGCAGGAGAGAAUUGCUGAGUUGGAGAAGAUUCAGGAAAUGUUGGAGCCCGAAUUGGAGUCUGUGAAGAUCUCUUUGGCACGCCGUGAGGAUCAAUUGACGAAGCUGGAGAAGGAAACGAUCAAUUUUGCACGGAUUGAGAAGACUUAUGAGCUGGAGAUUGAUAGCUUGAGGCAGGAGAUGAUUGAGAAGAGUCUUCAGCUGGAGAAGUGUAAGUUGGAUCUUCAGGAGGUGAAGAUUGCACUGGAGAAAUCACGUGGACAGCAUCGCAAUGACAAUUCGUCACCAAAGCCUUUCUCACUGGAGGAAAUUGCAGCCCAAGUGGAGCAGGAGUUGAACUAUUCGGCCCAGUUGGAUUCCAACAUUCUGCGUGCCAUUGAGAGUGAUGAGAUCAAUUCUGAUGAAGAUCUGGAACAGCACAGGCGCAAUGUGCAGGAGCUUCUGCGUCAGAGUGGAUCAAUUGAGGUGGAGAUUCGGGAGUUGAGACAGAAUUUGGACGCAGAGGCGCGUCGAAAUGACGAGUUGUUGCGUCAAAAUGCCCAAUUGGCGAGUGAAGUUGAGGAGCAGAAGAAGUCUUCGGCGACAAUUCAGGAAGAGGAUGCAGGAAUCAUUAAUGCAUUGCGUCUGAGGCUCGAGACGGCGUUGCAGAAUGAGACGGAAUUGGAGAGAUUGCUGGAGGAGGAGCGUGCUCGGACUGAGAGGAUUUCACUGAGUGUCGUGCAGAGGAGUAAAUCUCGUGAGAGUCUGCAGAAAUCCUCACCGGCUGAUUCGCCACGGCGCUCAACGGAUGCAGACGCGGAGGCAGUGGCUCUGCUGGAGAGCAGAGUGAAGCUUCUCAAUGCCCAGAUUGAGCGCGAGAGGGAUCGCGUGAAGGAUCUGCAGAGUGUUCUGGACAGGGAGCGUGAGCGCUUCGACAGGGAAGUGGCGGAUCAGAAGGCUCACGGUUCCAGCUUGUCCACUGAGAUUGACAGAGUGAUGAAGGAGAGGGAUUCCGUGCAGUGUGACUUGGAUGUGGCGCGAGAGAAAUUGGAGCAUGCCGAGCAGCAGAUUGAGAGUUUGGAGGCGCGAAUUCUCAAUCUGGAGGACACAGAGACCAGACGAAUGGCACGUCAUGGGCGGGAGCGUUUGGAUGCAGCUCAAACCAGCAUGGAGUUGCAGGAGAUGCGUGCUCGUCUGAGCUCGGCGGAGAAGGAGAGAGAUCACCUGCUUGAGCAAGUGACACUUCUCCGGGAGGACAUUGAGCGCGGAGCGAGGCGGGAAGUGAAGCUGGCGGAGGCGCUGUCAAGGGAAGCGUCGCUGGAGAGCAAUGUGCCAGAGCAGUUUCUGCGGAAGCUGAAGGAGAUGAAUGUUCUGUUGGCGGAGAAUUCACGUGAGAAUCGUCAGAUGGCGGAGACAUUGAGGCAACUUGGGGAGGAGCGUGAGACACUCCAGAAGCGCGUGAGGGAUUUGGAAAAUGUCCAUGGAAUAUCCAAUUUGUCCAGGGAUGAUCUUGAGGAGAGAGCCAAUCAUCUCUUUGGGAAAUACUUGCGAGUUGAGAGCUUCAGGAAGGCUCUUGUGCACCAAAAGCGCUAUCUUAUGAUUGUCCUGGCAUCCUAUCAGGAGACAGAGGCCAAUGCACUGGCCAUGAUUCACACGAAGCAGGGAAAAGUGCUCAAGAAGCGAAGGAAAUCCUUCAGAUCAAUUGUGUUUGUUGUGGUGGCAAUCGAGAGGAUGCGAUUUAUUGUUCGACGCUGGCAGUCUGGGAAACGAAUUGGAGCUAAGGCUAUCUUUUCGGCGUCUCAAGGACUACCCAGGCGAUCAGCUUCGGCACACACAAAUAUUUGGACACACAUUGCAGCCGAUGAUCAGGCCUUUUCGUCGCCCAGAAGCUCUCAAAGGCUCCUCCAGGCGCCGAGCAUGAUUGCGGAUUAUCUCAAGCAACAUGCCAGUCCCAACUGAGGCAUCACAACUUCUUAGACACUGUGCAGUAUUUUCUUUUUUGCGUCUCCACCCGUCCUAGUCAGUGUUUGAUCUUCAAUGUAGACCUCGAUACUCCAGCACAGGAUCCACACACACACUCUGUUAUUAGUAUUCUGUUUUUUUCCCCUCGUGAGAGUCGAAGAUUACACCACAAGAGAUGCCAUUUCUUAGAUGUUAACAAUGAAAGAAAAAAAAGCUAGUGUGCCUUAAAGAUAAUAAGAUGCCUUGAAAUUCCCAAAGAAUAUUCAGACGUGUGUUGUGAGAUGCAUAUUGGCAAACAGGAACCAAUUUUUUUUUUCAUAUUAUAAUUUAAUAAUGAUGUUCUUUUUAUACGCGAAAUCGAGUUUUUGUAGUGAAAAUACAGAUACGUCCUGAUGAAAUA
This is a messenger RNA of Phlebotomus argentipes, 7906 nucleotides long. Its product is annotated as pericentrin. Bases 100 to 7503 code for a protein of 2467 amino acids. Lineage: Eukaryota; Metazoa; Arthropoda; Insecta; Diptera; Psychodidae. The record is from RefSeq and is a predicted model, not a curated record. Gene Ontology annotation, biological process: signal transduction. The transcript is spliced from 12 exons. Gene Ontology annotation, molecular function: molecular adaptor activity.